This is a messenger RNA of Tauraco erythrolophus (red-crested turaco), 557 nucleotides long. Lineage: Eukaryota; Metazoa; Chordata; Aves; Musophagiformes; Musophagidae. The record is from RefSeq and is a predicted model, not a curated record.
AUAUUCAACGGGGACUUCGUUGACCGCGGGUCCUUCUCGGUCGAGGUCAUCCUCACGCUCUUCGGCUUCAAGCUCCUCUACCCCGAUCACUUCCACCUGCUCCGAGGGAACCACGAGACGGACAACAUGAACCAGAUCUACGGUUUCGAGGGGGAGGUGAAGGCCAAGUACACGGCGCAGAUGUUCGCCCUCUUCAGCGAGGUCUUCGAGUGGCUCCCGCUGGCCCAGUGCAUCAACGGCAAAGUCCUGAUCAUGCACGGGGGGCUCUUCAGCGAGGAUGGCGUCACCCUCGAUGACAUCCGCAAGAUCGAGAGGAACCGCCAACCCCCGGACUCAGGUCCCAUGUGUGACCUGCUCUGGUCCGACCCACAACCUCAGAACGGCCGUUCCGUCAGCAAACGUGGGGUCAGCUGCCAGUUCGGUCCUGAUGUCACCAAGAGCUUCCUGGAACGCAACCGCCUCGAUUACAUCAUCAGGAGCCACGAGGUGAAGCCCGAGGGCUACGAGGUGGCCCACGACGGCAAGUGUGUCACCGUCUUCUCCGCCCCCAACUACUG